Sardina pilchardus (European sardine) is the source of this 6663-nucleotide messenger RNA. Its product is annotated as pleckstrin homology domain-containing family G member 3. NCBI's taxonomy places the organism in Eukaryota, Metazoa, Chordata, Actinopteri, Clupeiformes, Clupeidae. The record is from RefSeq and is a predicted model, not a curated record. Gene Ontology annotation, molecular function: small GTPase binding; guanyl-nucleotide exchange factor activity. Gene Ontology annotation, biological process: regulation of establishment of cell polarity.
UAAUUACAGCAAAGUGUGGAGUUGAGUCGCGUUUUGAGCAGGAUGAGAGCGGGACAAAACUUGACUAGGAUGGUGCAAUGAUUUCAAGGAACGGUGCGAUGAGCAAGUCUUUGCGAAUGUGAAUAUAUAAUCGUAUUGCUCAUUUUUUUUGUUUGGGGACCUAACACGCAAGAGUCAGAUCUGAAGUAAACUGCAGGCUCAGCUAAGGGAGUGACAUGCCAGAGGGCUCCCACUGGACUCUCCACAGCAGCCCAAUGGGAGAAGAGUCUCCUCGCUUGUCCACGGGCUCGUCCGUAGGGAGCCAUGACCCCUUGUCCUCUGGCGCCCCGGGUGACUGCUACGGCCUCCCCUGCUCCGAGCACUCGGAAGACGAGCGUCCAGUGAGCCUGGUGUCCACCCUCUCGUCCGGCUCGUCCCGCGACGAGGGCCUGAGCGCCGGCUGCAGCGCUGCCACGACCCCCCUGCCCCCCCUGUCCACCCCGCACGCGCCCUCCGAGGAAGAGGGAGAGCAGGACAUCGACCUUCACCUCUGCCCGCCCUCAGAGGCCCACGCCGGGCAGCCGACCCCGCCAGGCCUGCCCCCUGAGAGCACAGGCGAGGGUGGAGGAGGCUGGCAGGAGCUGCGGCAGGACACGGACCACGCCCACCUGUCGCCCCCCGCAGACGCCCCCAGGAAGCUCUCCCUGCCCGACUCACCUGGGCACUCGCCCUUCGCCACUGUCGCCAUGGCGCCCAACCCCCAGCUCACCUACCUGGACCGCGUGGUCAUGGAGAUCAUCGAGACGGAGCAGAUGUACGUGCGGGACCUCUGCAGCAUAGUGGAGGACUACUUGGCCCACAUCAUAGACACAAGCACUCUAGGCCCAGAGCAGGUCUCUGCCUUGUUUGGAAACAUAGAGGACAUCUAUGAGUUCAAUGGGGAACUACUGCAAGCCUUGUACAUGUGUGACAAUGACCCGGUGGCUAUAGCCAGAUGCUUUGUUGACAAGAGUGAAUAUUUUGACAUCUACACCCAAUACUGCACAAACUACCCCAACUCUGUGGCUGCUCUGACAGAGUGCAUGAGGAAUAAGAACCUAGCCAAGUUCUUCCGUGAGCGGCAGGCCUCUCUCCAGCUCUCCCUGCCCCUGGGCUCCUACCUCCUCAAGCCCGUCCAGAGGAUCCUCAAGUACCACCUCCUGCUCCAGGAGAUCGCCAAGCACUUUGACUGUGAGGAGGAGGGCUACGAGGUGGUGGAGGAGGCCAUCGACACCAUGACUGGUGUGGCCUGGUACAUCAACGACAUGAAGAGGAAGCACGAGCACGCCGUCAGACUGCAGGAGAUUCAGUCGCUGCUGAUCAACUGGAAGGGGCCGGACCUCACCACCUACGGGGAGCUUGUUCUGGAGGGAACCUUCCACGUGCACCGUGCCAAGAACACGAGAACCCUCUUCCUCUUUGACAAGAUCCUCCUCAUCACCAAGAAGAGGGGAGAGCACUACAUCUACAAGAACCACAUCUCGUGCUCCACGCUGAUGCUGAUUGAAAGUGCCAAGGACUGUCUGCGCUUCAGCGUCACCCACUACAAACACCCCAAGCAGCCGCACACGGUCCAAGCCAAGACGCUGGAGGAGAAGAAGCUGUGGGCUCAUCAUAUUAAGAGGCUUAUUCUGGAGAACCAUCAGGCCGUCAUCCCACAGAAGGCGAAAGAGGCCAUUCUGGAUAUGGACUCUAUUUCUGUUCUUAAGCACGCAGAGAGUGUGGGCACCCUGCUGGUGGACAGUGCCAGUGACAGGUGCUCACUGCAGCCAGCGACCAGCCUCAGCUCCCUGGCCUCCAGUCUAAGCGAGUCCCAGGCUCCACCGAGGCCUUGUCUGGAAGACGGGCGCGAGGAGCUCGACUUGGGCACAGAGUCCGAGGAGAAGCUUAGGGGCGAGGAGGAGAAGGCGGAGGACUCACUGGCACGGAAUGUUCCGGAGGUGGAGGUGGAGCAGCAGGAGCCACCGAAGAUGGAGAAGGAGGAGGAGGAGAAAGAGAGAGGGAGCGAGGAGAAGGAGGAGGAGAUUCUGAUGGUGGACGACCAGGAUGGGGAGGGCUGCGCCGCUGUGGAGGAAGACCAGCCGGUCCCAGGAGAAGGGACCCAGACUGUCCCCGAGGAAGAGGCCACUGAGCCAGCCGUGGACCAGCUCAAUGACCAGACCUCAGCAGAGGAGCGGUCUCCUCAGGACAGCACUGGCCAGCACGAGAGCCCUGUGGAGACCUGGACGACCAUUCCCCACAUCCACAUCGAGGAGUGCCCCGAACUAGCGCCCAGCGGUGGACGGCAGGCUGAAGUGGACGAGUGUUUGGGGGAUGCGUCGGCUGGUGAUGAGGACGGCUUGGAUACGAGCGCUGUGGGCCAGGAGGAGAAGAAUAGCUUCAACAGCGGGACGUUCUCCGAGGAAGAGGAGGAGGCGGUCGCCAUGGAGACGGAAGCCUCCGGCAGCAGCAUCCUCCCUCCGUCGGUGCUGGACCAGGCGAGCGUGAUCGUGGAGCGCUUCGCGGGCAGCCUCUCGCGGAGGAACAGCCUGGUGAUGACCGGCGACCUCCCGCUCACCACCACCACCCAACAGUCAGGGCUCCUGACCGGCUGCCCCCCGCCCCUGGCCACCUCCCUCCCGAAGCCUGCGGCCUCUGACCCGCCGGCCCCGGCCCCCGCGGCGGAGCAGGACCGGACGGCCCAGCGGAGGCAGGACUCCACGCUGUCCAAGCGGGACCAGCUGCUGAUCCACAAGAUCCGCCACUACUACGAGCGCGCCGAGCACCAGGACGUGGGCUUCUGCAUCAAGCGGCGCGAGAGCCUCUCCUACAUCCCCGCCGGCCUGGUGCGCCACCUCAGCCGCCAGAUCGACAGCAGCCCCACCGACGACACCGCCACCGCCGCCGCCGCCGCCGCCAACAGGAAGGGAAGCCCCAGCGCGCGCCCCACGUCCUGGUCCGUGUUCAGUCUCCCCGGGCUGGACAAGAGGGACGAGGCGCCCAAGUCCUCGGCCAAAGACAGAGCUGCGGCGUGCUCGGCCACUGGGGACAGGAGCCCUAAAAGGAGAGCGGUCAGCAUCAGCGAUGAAGAAUUCCACUCGCCCUCUCACAUGCUCCCAGUGUGGCAGGACAUGGAGGCAGAGGUGACCGAGGCGCGGGAUGACCGACAGCCCAAUGCAGAGACCGAGGACGACCAGACUGGACACGACGUCCCGACAGUUGACCACGAGAGCCUCCCCAGUCGGGAGCGCAGGCGUGCCGAGGGCGGCGAGUCUCUGCGGAUCCAGGAAGAAUGUGAGGUCAGCACGGUGGUGACCGAUGCGUCCACUGCCCCCACCCCUCCUGUGUUCCUGUCCCCCACCAAAGAGGAGGCACCAGGGCUGGAGCCGGAGAACAGAGGCUCCGACAGGCACGUCCAGACUGGCCGGCCACCGCGGGCGCCCCUGCCCAGGAUCAUCACCCUGCGCUCGGGCGCCGAGGAGGAGCAGAUCCUGCAGGACGUGGAGAAGGUGAAGAACAAGGUGUUCCAGCUGGCCCGCCAGUACAGCCAGCGCAUCAAGAACAACCGGCCCGUGCUGAGAGCCAGGACCAGGGAGACGGACAGCUGCCUGACCCCCAAGAACCUGGCCUCUGUCCAGGAGGAGAGGAGUCCAGUGAGGGACAAGGGCUCGGCCGGCCUCUUCCUCUCUCUCAGCUCCUAUGACCAGGUGACCAUUCAGGAGCUGAAGCUACGCAGUCCGUCUCCCGGCGCCACCACCACCAGCUCGGCGGGCAGCUCCCGUGUCCAGUCCCCCAGCCCUGGCACCAGCGCCAGCACCGGCCCUCCCCUGAGCCCCAGCGCCGUGGAGCCCUUCCCCUGGCCCGACGUCAGAGAGCUGCGCUCCAAAUACGCCCCCGGCCGGACCGGCGGCGCCAUCGGCAUCUGCCGCAGCCACUCCACCCCCGACAAGAUGAUGAUGAUGAUGAUGAUGGCGGAGGGGGAGGAGGAAGAGGGGGGCGAGGAGAGGGAGAGGGCGCGGACGUCACUGAGUCGCUCCAGUUCCAACUCCAGCAGCUGCCUCUCCCCGGAGCCAAGAGGCUCCCUGCCGGACAUCAGCUCUGCCGUCACUGCCUCGGCCAGCGAUGUCCGCUACUGUGGCCUGGGCAGCGAUGCCCAGCUCGGCAUGGGCACAGCUGGGCAGCAGGAGAAGAAUGGAGGGGCUUGUGCCCCCAGGCUGUUCCGGGUGAGCUCUCUGGAUCACGUCAUGGGCACACUGCAUAUCAACGAGCCACAGCCACAGCAGCCGCCACCGCCGCAGCAGAGCCCAACCAGGUCACACAAGGACACCCGCAGGUGUGCAGGAGAUGCCAGGCUGACGCAAGACAAUAGGCUUGUCGCCGCGGAAACGGUCAGCGUGCCCUUGACAGGCCACCGGGAGGGGAAGGGGAGCGAGACGAAAGAGGAGCGUCACCAAAGGCACCAGAACCUCCUGAACGGGGGCGCGGAGGACAGCAGGUCGGCCCUGGAGCUGGAGGCCUGGAGGAGCCUGCGCAGGAGGGACUGGAGGACUUACGAGAGGCUCCAGAGCGCCCACCGCUACUCCACAGGCUCGCUCAGGAGACUGGACAGCGGCCAGCACAGCCUGGUCAAGAACCUACGGGAGAAAUUCCAAAGCCUGAGCUCAUAUACAUAAAACUAUACGUUAGACAUAUGGGGUUUGUAUAUACUGUAUGUACAACUGUCUGAUCACUGGCUUCAGCAUGCUCAAGGUGAGAGUGAAUAAGCACCUGAUGGGAAAUGGGAAUCGGUACUGUGUGUUCAUCAGACUUGAGUCUGUGCAUCAGGUUGGCCAGUAACUCAACUGUUCAUUGCCAGAUUGGCAGCUCACUCUGGCACGGUUUGGCCACAGCAGGGCCUGAUCUGCAUUAGACCAGGACUAAAUUCUCAUGGCAUUAGGAGCAGAUUUGCACUAACUCAGGGCCAGAUCUGUACCGCAUCAGAGCCAGAUCCAAACCGGAUCAGCAGGACCGGCUCUGCACCACAUCUGGCCCAGAUCAGUGCCAGUUUAGUUCCAGAGUUUGCUGCCAUGUCACUUGCCAUUGCUUGUUGUAAGGUCAUAUACAUUGCUAUGUGCUAGUGGUAAGGUCAUAUACUGUACAUUACUAUGUGCUUGUGGUAAGGUCAUAUACUGUACAUUACUAUGUGCUUGUGGUAAGGUCAUAUACAUUAUUAUUGUUGGAAUUGGUUUAUCUUCUUAUUUCUGGACACAUCCUGCAGUAUCUGGGAACCUGUUAAGGGAUACGUAGCAAUCAUGAAAGGCUCCUAUUUAACUUUUUUUAAGAAUAAGUCUUACAGAAACCAUUGUACAUUUGUCUAUACCUGUACUCUCUUUACUUUUUAUUCACAAAUGUGGAUAUUUUAAGAUGUAUAUACGCUUCAAUAAUGAGGAAAGAUAUAUUCACUUUUCACUCAUCGGUCAGAGAAAAUGUAUCCUUUGUUGAAAAAGAUUGUUUUGUAUUCAUCUUUAACACAUCUGUACAUUGUAAUGCAAUAAGGGUUUGGGUCCCAUAGCGAGCCCUUGCUAAUGAGACAUGAGCUCUCUUCUAAGGCCCAGUAGGCUCCUGUGCUGUGUUUAGAUGUGGAGGUGCUGAGAGACACCACCUGAUUUGGCCAACGGCUGACACAUUGCCCAGGUGUUGAUGGCCUCCUGUGACUUCUGAGACGGCAAAAUAAUUGGCAACACUUUGUUUGACACAAAUCAAAAGGUGUUGGUUAAAUGACUCACCUGAGAAGAGAUGAGGUGUAAUGUCAUAUUGUUGAAGUAAGACUCUCUAAAGUAGGAUUCUUUAAACAGGCGCCUCUUUUCACCAAGACAGAUUUCAUGACACCGCUGCUUUUGUAGUGUGCUACUUUACACGUGUAAUGACAAAGGGACUUCUGGGUACUUUGGCGUAAUGGAUCAUGGUAUGGUCCUCUUCUUAGGCACAGCCACAGGGACUAUCGGGGAGGUGACCAUAGGUGACCAUUUUCUAUUUAAGUUAUGUUUAUUCCCCCAUAUUGAUGUGACCCAUGUUCAUCACUUGAAUGUUUCAGUCGGUCCUAGUGUUUUGAACCCCCAUAACCAGGCCAGCACUACAAGUCCACUUCAAUUCACCGUGGUUAUUUUGUUUGUUGUGUUUUGCCUUGUGCUACAGUGACUGUAUGCCUGUACGCACCUGCUUUGACCGUAACUCCAACAUGGUUCUUAUUAGGAUCAGCUCAAAAGUUGCCAGGAAAUCAUCUCAAAUCGCCAGCACAGUGAAAAAGUGAGCAAGUUGUGUAUUGACUGUUUUUUUUUUUUUUGCUGUGCUGCAUCAGCAUGCAUCUUGUUAGGGCUCUCACAGCUGCUGCACAUUCUGUCCGCUCUCCGAUCUGCUCACACACCCAGAGCUGGUCAGCACUGUCCAGAUGAUGUAAGAAGUGAAUCAGAUGGUCAUUUAACAUGCUCCGUCUUUCCUAAUCAUGCACGACAUCAGUCCAACCCUGAAACGCAAUCUCCUCAGCAAGCAGCAAUCUCACAACUGUCAACACUAUGAUAAUUAGCCCAACACUACUAUCUGUAUAGUAUUUUAAAGAUGUCACCUGUGGUGUUGUUCCUGUCUAUUAAAUAAAUGUGGUUGAUCAAAUAAAGGCACUGUGUAACCCUG